Toxotes jaculatrix (banded archerfish) is the source of this 3422-nucleotide messenger RNA. It is a transcript of the gene fam20b, whose product is annotated as FAM20B glycosaminoglycan xylosylkinase. Gene Ontology annotation, biological process: protein phosphorylation. Gene Ontology annotation, cellular component: Golgi apparatus. The coding region runs from base 422 to 1651 and encodes 409 amino acids. The transcript is spliced from 9 exons. NCBI's taxonomy places the organism in Eukaryota, Metazoa, Chordata, Actinopteri, Toxotidae. The record is from RefSeq and is a predicted model, not a curated record. Gene Ontology annotation, molecular function: phosphotransferase activity, alcohol group as acceptor.
AGGAAUCGAAGGAAUAGGGCGGAGGGAAGGGAGCCACCGAGGGGGGACAGAGAAAAUGACAAACCACCGCGAUUUUUUUCUUUCAUUAGCGGCGCGUUAAAUUAUUAUACUUAAUGUCCAUCUCGCAGGACUUUUACAGACACUUGAAGCUACUUUGUCUACGGUGAACGGCGUACGGCCAUAAGCCCUGUCUUAUUUCCGUCUCCCACUCUGUCCCUCCAGGUGACUGCCUGUUCGCUCAGAUUGUAGCUCCGGGCACCACAGCUCCCCGUCCUUUCAGAAGAGUUUUCUGUGCCAGGGCCGAGCGGGUGGGUGGGAGACGGGGAGUUACGGAGGCCAUGCAUCAGGGGUGAGGGGCAUUUGCAGCGGGGGAAACACACGUCGCCGGGUGAGGAGGGGUUCAGGGCCGGUCGGUGUGGAGAUGAAGCUCAAACAGCGCAUGGUGGUGCUGUGUGCCGUGCUCCUCCUGCUGGGCCUGGCCAAGAUCUUCCUCCUGGAUGGAGGUGAAGGAUCUGCAGCCAGCCGACGGGACCUCAGAGCGUUUCACAAGAUGGAAGCUGGCCUUUCUCUGUCCCGCGGAGCUCGUCUCACCCACACCCUCCAGUCUCCGUGGGAGAUAGCAAGCCAGUGGGUGGGCCCGAGAGAGGUGUACCCUGAGGAGACCCCAGAGCUGGCUGCUGUGCUCACUGCCCUCAGCACGGCCAGGAUAGAACGAGCGGAUGUGGGCUAUAAGGGCACUCAGCUCAAAGCCCUGCUGGUGCUAGAUGGGGGACAGAAAGUGGUCUUUAAACCCAAAAGGUAUAACAGAGACUAUGUUGUCGAAGGCGAGCCGUACGCAGGCUAUGACAGACACAACGCAGAAGUGGCGGCUUUUCACUUGGAUAGGAUCCUGGGGUUCAGGAGAGCACCUCUUGUGGUGGGGCGAUACGUCAACCUGCGAACAGAGAUUAAACCUGUGGCCACAGACCAGCUGCUGAGCACCUUCCUCAUGCAGGGUAAUAAUACGUGUUUCUACGGAAAGUGUUACUACUGUCGGGAGAGCGAGCCAGCGUGUGCGGAGGGAGAGAUAAUGGAGGGAUCGUUAACCCUUUGGCUGCCAGACGUCUGGCCGUUGCAGAAACACAGACACCCAUGGGGACGCACAUACAGGGAGGGGAAGCUGGCCAGGUGGGAGUACGACGAGAGUUACUGCGACGCGGUGAAGAAAAUGUCCCCAUACGACGCAGGGCCGAGGCUGCUAGACGUCAUAGACACGGCCAUAUUUGAUUAUCUCAUUGGGAACGCCGAUCGGCAUCACUAUGAGAGUUUCCAGGACGACGGGGGCGCUAGCAUGCUCAUCCUGCUCGACAAUGCAAAGAGCUUUGGGAACGCAGCUCUGGAUGAACGAAGCAUCCUAGCACCACUGUACCAGUGCUGCAUGAUCCGUGUGUCAACAUGGAACAGGCUAAACCUGCUGAGAAGUGGAGCUCUGAGCUCAGCCAUGAGGCAGGCUCUGGCGUUCGACCCUAUCCACCCGGUCCUGGCUGAACCACAUCUCGCAGCCUUGGACAGGCGUCUGUCUGGAGUCAUAGCAACCGUUAAGCAGUGCAUGGAAGCGCAGGGCCCCGACAACACUCUAAUAGAGGAUCGGAUGAACCUCCCACAUCCCUAGAAAUGAGGGAGAGGAGAAAACUGAAAAACAGGAACAGCCAGGGCUUUACUUCCUGAGUCUGGAGAGGAGGAGAGGGACAUAGAAAGAGGUGACUGAGCAAACAGAUCAGUUGUGGUACUGAGGAAAGAGAUGCAGAGUGAGUCAAUGGAUCGACAGGGUGGAACAAAGACUGUGCUUUUCUUCUGCCCUUGUCCUUCUUUGUCACUCUGACAAGACCGGAGUGGUUCUCAGAAAGGAAUCACUGGAUUCAAAGUGUCAGAACUGUGUCACUUUCAGCUAUAAAAACUUUCUCUCAGGACUGUUGUGCACUAGAGGACAGUAUCUGCUGUAAGAACCGCUCCGUCUACUACUACUACUGGUUGUACCGUGCGCCAGUUGCUCCCUCCCAGUCCAGCUUUUUUUUUUUCUCAGCUUAUAAAAAAAAAAAGCCGGAGCUCGGAGAGAUGCUGACACACAGAAGAGCAGGAUAGAAGAGCAGGGAAGGUUCAGAUGAGCCACCAGCAUCUGGAAGAAACUGUUUGGAUCUUACAGUCCGAGAAACAGAAAAUCAGUUUUAGAACUGAAAUUUUUUUUUUUUUUCCUCUCUCUCUCUCUUUCCUCCCUUCAACUGACAUUUAACUUUGACUGGGAAAAAAAAAGAGAAUCAACUCAGCCCUACCCCAUCAGUGUGUACAUAUUUAACUAAGUAGUGACAGAAUUAUGAGAAGAGAGAGUAUACAUGUGUGGGUAACAAUAAAUAAACUUAAGGGUACGUGUGUGUGCGUGUGUGCGUGUGUGUGUGUGUGUGUGUGUGUGUGUGUGUGUGUGUGUGUGUGUGUGUGUGUGUGUGUGUGUGUGUGUGUGUGUGUGUGUGUGUGUGUGUGUGUGUGUGUGUGUGCGUGCGUGCGUGCGUGCAUGUGCAGGUGUGUGGGUGGCCAUGUGGGUGGAAGAUUGCCAUAUUGUGCGGUAAAGAGGACAGCUACUGACAUGAAAGACUUGAAGUGAGGGGACACAGAGGUCAAGUGUGUAGGUUCAUCUUCAGCAUUAAAGUAUGAUCUAUUUCAUUGUGGUUCUCACUCAGCCUUUUUUUCUAACAUGCGUUCACCACUUAAAAGCACAAAUACUGUUCAGAGGUAUGUAUUGGUGUUGUCAGUGUUCAUGUUAGAGGGGACUUUCACUUUACUUUUACUUUUAGUUGCUCAGAUAUUUUUUUUUUUUAUCUUACUCAGAUUUAACCUGAGUAGCAUUAUAGGUCAUAUCUGGAACACACUGGUUAUGGUUAACAUUUAGUUUAUAAUAACUAGUUUUAGUUUUCAUCUCUCCUCGUCUCACUUUCUGUAAAAGUUUGUUUUCGUUUUUCCAAAUCUGAAUCAGCUCUCAUGCGCUAAAUUUGGUCCAGAUUUAAGGCAGCAGUAACUGUUUUACUCUGUUUUUAGUCACAAAUUAGUCAGAGGUGUGAUUUCAAACAACUGGCCAUGCCUACGGAAUUACACUUGUUUCCGUUUCCUGAUUGUCUCCAAAAAAAAAAAAAAAAAAACGGAGUGCAUUGCAGUGUCAGUCUCAAUGUGAUUUUUUGUUUUGGUUGGUUUCUUUUUUUUUGUUGUUGUUGUGGCUGCAGCUUGGAUUACAGAUAUGUGCCCUUUGUGCCAUCUGGAGCAGCCACUCCCAGUUCGUUUAGUACAUCAAAGCAAACUAAAAUCCAUGGGGGUUUUUUGACAAGAACUUUGACGAUGACAGCAGCAAUGUUUUUCACUUGUGGUUUGCACACCUGUGAAUAAACCCCCGACAUCCA